AGCGAAUCACACUCCAAGUCCAUCUCUUCUGCACACCGGACACAAGUCCCCAAAGAAGCCACUCCAAAAUGUUCAAAUUGUUCGUUCUCGCUGCUCUGCUGGCCGUUGCCGCCGCCAAGCCCGGCCAUCUGGCUGCCGCUCCCCUCGUCUACAGCGCCCCAGCCACGACCAUCGUCCAGGAGUCGUCGCUGGCCAAGGUCGGAGCCGUGGUGAAGAGCGUGCCCACCGCCGUCUCCCACCAGAGCCUCACCCAGGUGCACAGCACCCCGGUGGUGGAGGAUGUGGUUGCCCCAGUCGUGAGGACCACCGCCGUCCACUCUGCUCCCCUUGUGGCUGCCGCUCCCAUCGUCAAGACUGUGGCUGCUCCCGUCGCCUACUCCGCACCGCUGACAUACUCCGCGCCAGUGGCCUACUCCUCCCCCCUGGCCUACGCCCACCCCGUGGCCUACUCCUCCCCCCUGGCCUAUGCCGCUGCGCCCCUCCAGUACCACGCUCCCCUCACCUACGCCGCCCACGCCUGGUAAAAGGUGCGAGAACGAAAGAUCUUGA
This is a messenger RNA of Drosophila subobscura, 549 nucleotides long. RefSeq names its product cuticle protein 16.5. NCBI's taxonomy places the organism in Eukaryota, Metazoa, Arthropoda, Insecta, Diptera, Drosophilidae. The record is from RefSeq and is a predicted model, not a curated record.